Lytechinus pictus (painted urchin) is the source of this 3467-nucleotide messenger RNA. Its product is annotated as somatostatin receptor type 4-like. Gene Ontology annotation, cellular component: membrane. NCBI's taxonomy places the organism in Eukaryota, Metazoa, Echinodermata, Echinoidea, Temnopleuroida, Toxopneustidae. Gene Ontology annotation, biological process: G protein-coupled receptor signaling pathway. Gene Ontology annotation, molecular function: G protein-coupled receptor activity. The record is from RefSeq and is a predicted model, not a curated record. Bases 1315 to 2313 code for a protein of 332 amino acids. The transcript has 2 exons.
ACGUAGUUAUUCGGCUAUCACUGGCUGUACACUGCAUGGAGAUGUAGAUCGAACUGUGUUUAUGCAUCAAUGAGGUCAUCUUGUACCAUCUCUGACUUUCUACAUGGACUCCCAUCCGAGGGGCGCACUAGUUAACCGAUUACUGAUGCCCAAUUAUAUUGACUGUUGCAGAAUGUCAAUUCACUGACGCUCCAUAUUAGGCCUACACGGAAAUUAAAGUACGCACAUCAUUCAAAACGCAUUUACUGUCUUCGCUAAUUAUUGCCCUGAAUUGACUGAUAUUUAUAAGUGCUUUUGAGCGACCGUUAAUUAUUUAGAAGUGAGAUAGGCCUACGCAGGAGGGGCGCUUGUGGUAGCAUUGUUUCUCAUUCCAUAUUGCUCAGAUGAUGAUUCCAUUACCGACGGAAGAACCUCUAAAAUUCCACGCAUAUCAACGUUGUGUGAUACAUGUGCAAUCCCUACUCAACGGCAAUCCAGGUGAGAAUGCUUUGCUUCUUUUUAAUGUCGAAGAAAUUUUGAAUUAAACACUCAUUGCCAGCAUUCUACAUGUAUAUACUGUCGUUGUUUUAUUUAGUGAACCACCACGAAAUGCCAUUUAAUUUGUCCCCUGUCCCGGAUUCCUUCGUUGCUAUAGGAACAAAGUGUCUCGCAACACAAUUAAUGUGUGCAUAUACUGUAUAAUGCACUGUGAACAUGGUAAAAUCUUAUAUUAUGGAGACAAUUCAAGACUGUGGACACCGGGGUCUCUGUAGUUUGAAUGCUCACAGUUUGUUAGUGGACAGUUUUAAGAUGAAAUAACGCACUGUAAGCACAUUGUGAACCCACUGUGAACAGUCUGUGUACACACUGGACGCAUUAUGUGAUCACACUCUGAAUGCACUGUGAACACACUGUGAAUGCACUGUGAACCCACUGUGAAUGCACUGUGAAAAGUCUGUGAACACACUCUGAACCCACACUGAACGCACUGUAAUCACACUGUGAAUGCACUAUGAACACACUGUGAAAAGUCUAUGAACACACUCUGAACCCACUGUGGACACACUGAACGCACUGUAAUCACACUGUGAAUGCACUAUGAACACACUAUGAACAGUCUGUGAACGCACAUUGAACCCACUGUGAACAUCAUGUGAACACACUGUUGAACAGUAUGUACACACUGCACUGUAAACCUCCUGUGAAUACAUUGAAAGUACUGUCAACACACUGUAAACAUAUGUGAACCCACUGUGAGCGCACUGUGAACACACUGUGAACAUAUUGGCACUUCAAGUGACAUAACCUUGAUAAUAUAACUACCCAGAGACAGGUAUGGAUACUACUGAAUCUCUCGUCAACCUUUCUCAAUCUGCAACAAGCGACCCGAUAACAAAGGAGACGAAGCCGCUUUUAAUCGCAUCAGCUUGUAUCCUCAUCGUCAUCUGUUUCAUCGGUGUCGUCGGGAACCUGUUUGUGAUCGUAGCAGUGUUGUUAUCCCGUCGUCUCCAUACCGCAACCAAUGCUUUCAUCGUAACACUGAGCUGUGUCGAUACCUUGAGCGCUCUUGCUCUACCGUUUCAGGCGGGGGCGCUGCUCGGCGCCGCGAGCAGUCAUCAGACACCGUAUAUCCUGGUCUGUGAAGUGGUGGGUGCGUUGACUUGUGUCGUCAACUUCUGGAGUUUCAGUCUCCUCGUCAUCAUCGCAUUCAACCGGUACGUCGUCGUAACAAGACCGCCUCAAACGCAGCAGAAACUCUUCUCUCCGGGCAAGAUCGCAGCCGUUCUCGUGAUCGUACUGGGUUUUCCCAUUUUGAUGCUCAUAAUCUUCCUGAUAGUAGAUCGUGUUCACUUUGGCUUGUUUAACCAUCUAUGUGGUGUCGUUAAAGGAGCCAUGUUCAAUUACCUCUUCGGGGCAUGUACUUUGACAUCAAUGGCUGCAAUGGCCUUCUGCUACAUCAGUAUCUAUAUGCACGUUCGAGAUCAUGUACGGAAAGUCAGAAAUAGCAUUCGUGCGAGCACUAAUAGCAUAAGGGUACGCAGAGAAGAACGACGUGAUCUUGACCAGCAGAUUACGAGGAACCUCUUCACCGUUGUCCUGUGUUACUUUGUGUGUCUUGCUCCUGCAACGGUGACGUUUUUCACAAGCAUUCAUCCGACAUUGUUUGUAAUUUUCUUUCUUAUCAUGUCGGUGAAUUACUGUUUGAAUCCGAUCAUCUAUGCGUGGAGACAUCCGGUGUUUCGAAAGGUGUUCCGUUGCAUGCUAACACGUCGCUUUGAGGACAUCGAAGAUCCAUCACAUUGGGUCCGAAAUAUGCUUACUCAGUCGACUUAGGUUUUGACAGCAUUUCCAAAGGACUUAUCAGCGGCAAGAUAAGCUCAAUUUACUCAUUGGAGUAUAUCAGAUCUGAGCAAUGGGGGCGGCCGUGAUAAUAGCAAUAUAUUGAGUUGAAAUUCAAAAAUUUAUGGGCCCCAAUAUCUCAAUUUGCUAUUACUUACAAAAAAAUACUAGCCUAUCGUACUGGCUUAAAGAGGUACUCUGGGCUGAAAAUAUUUAUAUCUAAAUAAAUAGAGUUAAAUUCACAAAUCAAAAUCUGAUAAAAAAUAUCGAAUUUAUUGAAUUUUAAAGUUUAGCAUUAUUUUCUUAAAAUAGGUAUAUGCACGUCGUCGUGAAUAUUCAUUAGGUGGGUUGAUGAUGUCGCAUCCCACUUUCCUUUUUCUUAGGCUAUUACAUGAAAUCAUAAUUGUUUCCUUCAUGUGUGAAUUAUGUGUCUCCUCUAUAAUGAAAUAAGUUGCAGCAAUGAAUAUAUAAUGCACUAAAUCAAUUGUCAAUCCAAAAUUGUCAGUUAUUGGUAGAAUGAAUAAACCUAAUUUCAUGUAAUAAAAUACAAAAGAACAAGUGGGGAAAUGACAUCAUCAAUUUGCUCAUUGAAUGUUCAUAAAGACAUGCCUGGAACCGUUUCACCGAAAUAAUGCAAAUCUUUAAAAUGCCAUAACUUUGUUAUUCAUUUUCCGAUUUUGAUAAACUUUUCAGUGUUUUAUUUGUCUGAUUUUUCUUUAUCUCUUUAAUUCAUAUCAUUUCCAGCCCGGAGUAUCCCUUUAAGUUUAUUUAUUUUUGGGACUUUUCGUGUCUCUUGAUAUCUGUUUAACAUGAAGAAAAUGGGCAGUGACAAAGAACAAAUAUGGGGUAACAUGGAACAAAAUGUCAGUGUUAAAUUACGGAAGAUUAACGACAGAGUAAAGCUUUAUGUCCAAGUAACAAUCAAACUGCCCAGAGGCGAGAUAAAAUUUGAAGAGUUCCAUUUCGUUAAAUCAGAAGAGGGAUCUUUUCACCAAGAAUUUUAUAAGGAUGUCUUUAUUGAAUGAAUUACGAGGCAAAUUUUGCUUUAGAUAUAACUUCGCAGUAGGUGGGAGCAGUAUUUCAACGGACUGGUUUAAGGGGGAUAAUACGAUAGAAGAGGAUGCACUUAAAGGACAAGUCCACCCUCC